AUGGGGGUCCGCUGGAUCACCCUCUUCGCCCUGAUUGGAUGGCGACAUGGACUCGUUACAUGCGACGAAGAAUACGUGUCUCACAGCCAGCUCUUACGGGCCAAGCUCUUCGAUCCGUCGAAGUACGACGUGCACCGGCGCCCCACCAAGGACAGUUCGAGCGCUACCGAAGUGUCUCUACAUUUCUAUGGGGAAGAGGUCGCGUACAUGAAUCUCCAAGAUGACUGGCUCGCCCUCGCCAUGGUCACGUGCAAAAAAUGGUACGACCGCACUCUCCGGUGGAAUCGGGGCGACUACGGAGGACUCCAGAGCAUCGAUGUCUUCCUGAGCGAGAUCUGGAAUCCGGAUAUUCAAAUCGUCAACACAAGCCCCGAUGAUUACACACCGCAGACGAUCAUGGCUUCCCUGUACCACGACGGAGAGUUGUGGUUCUGUCAGACGGCCACGGUCAAGGUACCCUGUCCGAUGGACCUCACGGACUAUCCGUUCGACAGCCAGGUCUGCAGGAUACGCUUUGCGUUGCUAGCUUACGAGGACGAUGAGGUCAGGCUGGGUGGCGAGGGGACCUUAAACCCCAGCGUGACCAACCAGAGUUCAGAGUGGCAAGUCACCUUCCUGGACACGUCCCACGGAACGCUCCUCAACAAGACGACCCUGGACAUGGCCAUAGGGAUGAAGAGACGUUGCACUCAUCAUCGUUACACAGCCACGCUGCCGUGGGUCGCGUCGGUCAUCAUGAUGCUUCUGGGUUUCUGGAUGCCCACCAACUCAAGCCGCAGGCUGACUUUGGCGUGCAUCAACCUGCUGCUUAUCAUGCUGAUGCUCCAGCGGAUCACAGUGCUACUGAAGACGUCUUCGGCAGUUCCUAAGAUAGCCUUGUUUCUCGGGAACGCGAUGGUGAUACAAGUCGUAGCGGCGGUCGUGGCGGUUCUGGUGCUCAACAUGGAUUCCUCCACGAUGCCGAUCAAGGUGCCCGAACCCGUGGUCCGGCUCCUGACCGGUACGGCCGGGAGGUUUCUUUGCUUGGCUCAGGAAGGCGUCAGGGCGGACCAGCGUCUGGAGGAUUCCGAAAACCCCUUUCCCGCAAGAAAGAACGACCUGGAGAGGAAGUGCGACUGGCUGCUCGUGGCUCAAGCCUUGGACAGACUGUUCUUUGUGCUGUUCGGCAUUGUGACUCUCUGCGUCAUGCCGUGGUGAAUAUGUGGCAUUAGUACAAAAUAAACUUUGUGCUCUUUGGCAUUAGUACAUAAUGAACGAGAAACACGUGUU
Molecule: messenger RNA, 1269 nt
Organism: Ixodes scapularis (black-legged tick)
Lineage: Eukaryota; Metazoa; Arthropoda; Arachnida; Ixodida; Ixodidae
Product: neuronal acetylcholine receptor subunit alpha-9
Exons: 6
Coding region: 1-1197 (398 amino acids)
Biological process (GO): signal transduction; monoatomic ion transmembrane transport; chemical synaptic transmission
Cellular component (GO): membrane; synapse; neuron projection
Molecular function (GO): neurotransmitter receptor activity; extracellular ligand-gated monoatomic ion channel activity; transmembrane signaling receptor activity
Source: RefSeq, a predicted model, not a curated record